AUGUUCUCGCGUGCGGCGUUCCGCGCUGGCCGGGUGGCUGCAGCCAGCGGCGGCCUGCGGACGGCUGCCACGGCGUCGGCAAUGCCCCUGCGUGCUGCUUCGGCGAUGCCCUCUGCUUUCGCCAAGACGACGUCUGUUGCCGCCCGGAGGACAGUCACGACCGAUGCGGCGUCUGCUCACGUCGACAAGAGCGCCGUCCCCCAGUCCGACGACGAGGUGUUUUCCGUCAACCUGAGCGACGAGAGCUUCGAGACCUACGAGCUUGACCCCCCGCCGUACACGCUGGACGUCACCAAGAAGGAGCUGAAGAAGAUGUACUACGACAUGGUUGUCAUCCGCCAGAUGGAGAUGGCCGCCGACCGCCUGUACAAGGAGAAGAAGAUUCGCGGUUUCUGCCAUCUGUCCACGGGCCAGGAGGCGGUCGCUGUCGGUAUUGAGAACGCCAUUACCCGCGAGGACGAUGUCAUCACGUCGUACCGCUGCCACGGUUUCGCGUACAUGCGCGGCAGCAAGGUUCGCCAGGUGAUUGGCGAGCUGCUGGGCCGCCAGGGCGGCAUCUCGUACGGCCGCGGCGGUUCGAUGCACAUGUUCGAGAAGGGCUUCUACGGCGGCAACGGUAUCGUCGGCGCGCAGGUGCCUGUCGGUGCCGGCCUGGCGUUUGCGCACAAGUACCAGGACAAGAAAAAUGUCUCCGUGGUCCUGUACGGUGACGGUGCCAGCAACCAGGGCCAGGUCUUUGAGGCGUUCAACAUGGCCAAGCUGUGGAAGCUGCCUGCCCUGUUCGGCUGCGAGAACAACAAGUACGGCAUGGGUACCUCCGCCUCGCGCUCGUCGGCGCUGACCGACUACUACAAGCGUGGCCAGUACAUCCCUGGCCUCAAGGUCAACGGCAUGGACAUCCUUGCCGUCAAGGCCGCCGUCCAGUACGGCAAGGAGUGGGCCCAGAACGACAACGGCCCGCUGGUCCUGGAGUACGUCACCUACCGCUACGGUGGUCACUCCAUGUCGGACCCCGGCACCACCUACCGCACGCGCGAGGAGAUUCAGCGCAUGCGCUCGACCAACGACCCCAUUGCCGGCCUGAAGCAGAAGAUUCUCGACUGGGGCGUCGUCAACGAGGAGGAGCUCAAGGCCAUUGACAAGGAGGCCCGCGGCUACGUCAACGAGGAGGUCGCCGCCGCCGAGCAGAUGGAGCUGCCCGUUGCCAACCUCGACGUGUUGUUCAACGACAUCUACGUCAAGGGCAGCGAGCCCAGCUUCAUCCGUGGCCGCACCGCCGACGAGAUCCGCUACUUUGAUUAA
Molecule: messenger RNA, 1302 nt
Organism: Sporothrix brasiliensis 5110
Lineage: Eukaryota; Fungi; Ascomycota; Sordariomycetes; Ophiostomatales; Ophiostomataceae
Product: pyruvate dehydrogenase E1 component subunit alpha
Exons: 2
Coding region: 1-1302 (433 amino acids)
Biological process (GO): pyruvate decarboxylation to acetyl-CoA
Cellular component (GO): intracellular membrane-bounded organelle
Molecular function (GO): pyruvate dehydrogenase (acetyl-transferring) activity
Source: RefSeq, a predicted model, not a curated record